Messenger RNA from Vespula pensylvanica (western yellowjacket), 1320 nucleotides. It is a transcript of the gene Art8, whose product is annotated as probable protein arginine N-methyltransferase 1. Gene Ontology annotation, cellular component: nucleus. Bases 126 to 1148 code for a protein of 340 amino acids. Gene Ontology annotation, molecular function: protein-arginine N-methyltransferase activity. The transcript has 4 exons. NCBI's taxonomy places the organism in Eukaryota, Metazoa, Arthropoda, Insecta, Hymenoptera, Vespidae. The record is from RefSeq and is a predicted model, not a curated record. Gene Ontology annotation, biological process: peptidyl-arginine methylation.
GAAAUAAAAGGUGACACGUGUUUACGUGAUCUAAAAUUGAUUCAGCUUCCCGCUAUUUUCUUUUUAAGUUUCGUCGAUUUUUUAAUAGGAUAAAUAUUUUUUUAUUGUGUAUUGUAUAGUUCAACAUGGAUCAAUAUUUUAAAAGUUAUGAGGAACUGGAUGUGCAUCGUUUAAUGCUUAAUGAUACAUCCAGAACUUUAGCAUAUAAAAAUGCUAUACUUAAUUAUACAGAUAAAUUCAAAGACAAAAUAGUUAUUGACGUUGGUGCUGGGACAGGUAUAUUGUCUAUUUUUUGUGCUCAAGCUGGUGCGAAAACAGUAUAUGCAAUAGAAGCCAGUGAAUUGGCCAAAAUGUGCAAGGAAGUAAUUAUCGAAAAUAAUUUAGGAAAUGUUAUUAAAGUGAUCCAUAGUAAGAUCGAAGAUCUUGAUUCAAAUGUUAUUCAAAAAGCAGACAUAAUAGUCUCAGAAUGGAUGGGAUUUUAUUUAGUACAUGAAGGAAUGUUAGAAUCUUUAUUAUUUGCAAGAGACAAUUUUUUACUAGAAGGAGGAAUUUUAUUUCCAUCAGUAGCUAAAUUAUAUGCUUCUCCUUGUCAAUUGUCAUCCAUGUUCCAAUUUUGGGAUAACAUUUGUGGAGUCAGUAUGAAAUGUAUAGGAAAACAUUAUCGAGAGACUAAAUCAAUGAAACCAGAAAUAGCAUCAAUAAACGAGGAUGAUAUUUUAGCAGAUAGUAAAUUAAUAGCAUGGUUAGAUUUGCAAAGUAUUAGUUUAUCAGAAAUAAAUACUUUGGGCAAUGAAGAAUAUGUAUGCAUUUGUAAUAAGGAAGGAAUACUACAAGGAAUUUGUAUCUGGUUCUCGGUUGAAUUUCCAGAUGGUUCAGAAUUAUCUACAGGACCAUUAGAUAAAUCAACACAUUGGAAGCAAACUAUAAUUGUACUACCUGUGGAUGUAAAAGUAGAAAAAGAUGAACCUGUGGCUUUUAAUUUAGAAUUAAAAAAGGAUAUCUCAGAAGAAAGAAAAUAUAAUAUAAAAUUAAUAUUGUUAGAUGCUACUGAAGUUGAACAUGAAAUUCCAUGUUAUUGUUAUAUGACUAAGUGUAUUGUAACAAGAAAAUAUUUAGAAGAACAAUCAAAUGAUACCACAAAAGACUGAAAUUGUUUACAUACGAGAUGAUUAUACAAUGUACAAGUUCUAUUAUAAAAUUUUUUUUUUUUAUUAUUUAUAUUGCUAAUAUAACAGAAUAUUGUAUAAACAUACGAUAUGUAUUAAUUGUAAAUAACUGAGAAUGAAUAGAUAGAACAAUAUAUAUGACAGUGAAAAUAAU